AUGGGCAAGGGCACCGUUAUCGAUGCAUCUGAUGACGCCAUGUCCUUUAUUCCCCCCAGUAUAGAUCAUGCUCGUCUACUCUCGGGAGAUUCCUACGCCUACUACACGCCCUGCCCGGCCGGAAUUACACCUUACGACAAGUCCUCCACAACUCCACAGACAACAGAGCCUACACCAUGUGUGCUGGGUGUUGACGAGGCCGGUCGCGGUCCAGUCUUGGGCCCCAUGGUCUACGGCGCGUUCUAUCUCCCUCUUGAGCUACACCAUUCCCUCCUGGCGCAAGAGCACAGCUUCGACGACAGCAAAGUCCUCACACCUGCCGUGCGCGCCAAUUUGAUGCGCUUGAUCAAUACCCCCGGCGAGAACCUAUACGAGUCCUGUGGAUAUGCAAUUAAGGUUCUUUCCGCGCGUGAUAUCGGUUCAGGCAUGAUGAAACCAGGCACUGCAGUGUAUAAUCUCAAUGCGCAAGCCAUGGAUGCGACAAUCGAGAUUAUUCGCGGCGUCCUACAAGACCAUGCUGUCAAUGUACAGGAGAUAUAUAUCGAUACAAUUGGCAAUCCUGCUACAUACCAGGCCAAACUCGAGAAGAUCUUCCCGUCGAUUAAAAUCACCGUGGCGAAGAAGGCGGAUUCUUUGUAUCCGUGUGUGAGUGCUGCCAGUGUGGCUGCUAAAGUGACGCGUGAUGUCGCUUUGGAAGUCUUGUACGAGUCUGUGCUCAAGGCGCAACAGCUCGACGACGCCUCCAUGGCCCCCGAGGGUUGGGGUAGUGGCUACCCUUCGGAUUCCAAGUGUGUCGGCUGGCUCCGACGGAAUAUGGAUCCUGUAUUUGGUUGGGGUAGCGAGUGUCGCUUCAGCUGGGGUACUGCGAAGGAGAUGCUCGAGCAGAAGGGCGGAGCACGAGUAGAUUGGCCUGCGGAUGACGACGAGGGGAAUGGCAUGCUGAGUGACUUCCUUCUAGCGUCUGGGCCUGGGAAAAGCUCGAGCAAGGACGGGUUAAGAGACUGGUUUGGACAACGACAAGCAGAGAUUAUAUGA
This is a messenger RNA of Penicillium subrubescens, 1035 nucleotides long. Its product is annotated as ribonuclease H2 catalytic subunit RNH201. Lineage: Eukaryota; Fungi; Ascomycota; Eurotiomycetes; Eurotiales; Aspergillaceae. Gene Ontology annotation, biological process: DNA replication, removal of RNA primer; mismatch repair. Gene Ontology annotation, molecular function: RNA binding; RNA-DNA hybrid ribonuclease activity. The record is from RefSeq and is a predicted model, not a curated record. The coding region runs from base 1 to 1035 and encodes 344 amino acids. Gene Ontology annotation, cellular component: ribonuclease H2 complex. The transcript has a single exon.